CGCGAUCCCGGAGCCCCGGCCAGCCCAGCACCUGGACCUUAACACCUUGGAAUUGCCCUUCACCACGUGAAGCUCAGCCAUGACCGACCAAGAGUUUGUUCUCUGCAAGUGGAAGAGACGUUUGUGGCCAGCCAAGGUUCUGUGCAAACCUGGAGUUGCUGGGAGCAGUCCUGUUGCCGCCACCAAAAGGAUGGGAUUUAAAGCUGAAAUCCUUGGCUUGGAGAAGCAGGUCAAUGUGAGCUCUGCAAACGCAGUUCCCUUGACUGAGGAGCGGAUCAAGGACAUCGCCUCCACCCUGGAGCAAAAGACAAGCAUGAGUGAGGCCGUGGAGGAGCUGCAAUAUCGUUGUUCCCUUAAAAUUGCUCUGGAUAUUCUCCAUCAGACUGAGUCAGGCAGUGAAAUGCCACCUGCAGAAGGACCAAACCCCGAAUUUUCCCGGGAGAAAUCUUCCCCACCCACCCCCUCCUACGGCUUCUUGUUGCGCUCUCGCUCUAAAAAAUCAGAACCUGAGGCUGCCAAGAGGAAAGGGAAACCCCAAAAGAGCUGUGGGGUGAAGGAUGAUCCCAAAACAUGCAGCCAGGGAGGUUCUGUGGCUGCAGAGGGGACUGGAAAAGCACCUGGGGGUGGCACAAACCCUGCCAGGUGCAGUGCCAGGGACUCGUGUGUGCCACCAGCCCCUGAGAGUCACAACUGUGAAAAUCCAGAACCAAAAUCCUCACCCAGACAUAGGAAAAUCCAACCCAAACCAGAGAAUGGAGUCUCCUGUCAACCAAAGGCUGGGAGAAGUCAGCAAGGAAGGAAGAGAGGAUGCAGGGGUGAUUCCCCCCAGGAUGAAGCACAAGUGGCUCCUGAGGAGGGGUCUCCACCUGCCCUCUCAAAAUCUGGCACCGUGGAACCUUCCAGAAAGGCAGGAACUCAGCCUGGGGGAACAUCCCUGGAUCCCUCCUGUGAAACUACCUCGGAUGAGUUGGAGAAAAGCAUCAGCAGUGAGAGUGAGAGCCUGGCAAAGCAGCUGGAUGGGAGGAGAGAGGCAGAGGGUGGAAAACACCUGGAUGGGGCCUCAGGCACAGAGAGGAAAUGCAGGAACCACCCUGGAUCCUCACCCGGGCCCUCUGGUGCCUCCCCUCAGCCUCAGGAGGAGGAAAAGCAGGAUCCCUCACUCCUGGCUGGGAACAAAGCCCCUGACUCCGAGGAAGAUGAAGGGCUGGACCCCUCUGGGAUGUGUUCCAGGAGAGUUUCCUCGGAGAGCCUCCCCCCACUCUCCCCUCUGGCAGAUGAAGAGGAGGAACAUUUCCCACGAGUUCUGUCCCAUCGAGAACCCAAAUUCUUCGAGGAAGGGAUGUUGGUGUGGUGCAAGCUGCGGCGGUAUCCCUACUGGCCAGCCGUGGUGAAAGCAGUGAAGAGGAAACACCGGAGGGCCUGUGUGCUCUUCAUAGAUGGCACCACAAACGAGAAGAAAAAAGGUUUCUCAGUGUCUCUGAAGAGCCUGAAGCACUUUGACUGUAAGGAGAAGCAGGAGCUCAUUGAACGAGCCAAGGAGAAUUAUUGCAGGGAAAUCGAGUGGUGCCUCCAGCUGAUCCUGGACUAUCGGAUCCGAGUGGGUUGUCAUUCUUUCACUGGGUCCUUCCUGGAGUAUUUUGCUGCUGAUAUCAGUUACCCAGUGAGGAAAGAGGGAUACCAGAGUGUGGUGCAGAUGGCAUUCCCAAACACAGAGGAGGAAGGGGCUGGAGAGUCUUCCUCAGACACCUCCCCCCAAAAACCCCCCAGGAAGCUGCUCCCUGACAGGACCAGAGCUGCCAGGGACAGGGAGAACAAAAAACUCGUGGAGUUCAUAGUGAAGAGAAAAGGGGCUGAAGAACAUCUGCUGGGGAUCCUGAAAAGUGGGAAACAAUCCCGCUGGCUGAAGAAAUUCCUGAAUUCUGGCCGCUACAUGACCUGUGUGGAGACUUACCUGGAGGAUGAGGAGCAGCUGGACCUGGUGGUGGGGUACCUGAAGGAGGUGUACAGGGAGAUGGACACCAAGAACCUGCACCAGAUCCUGGGGGAUGGCAUCAGAUUCAUCUCAGACGUGCUUUUACCUGAGGCCAUCAUCUGUGCCAUUGCUGCUGUGGAUGACAUAGAUUAUGAGAAGGCAGAGGAGAAGUACAUUAAAGGACCACCUGUGAGCAAAAGAGAGAGAGAGCUGUUUGAUGAGCAAGUCUUGGGAAGCAGCAAAAAGCUGAAGACAGAGGCAGAGCCUGCAGAGAGCUGAGGAGUGGCCAGGGCUGCCCAGGGCCAGGUGUAAAUAACCAGUGGUGAUUUCUCUAAAACGUGGCAUUCUUUGUAAAGUCUGUGUGUACAUUCCCAAAUAUUCUGCUCUCAGUCCUUGCUGCUUCCUGUGGCCUCACCAUGUUCGGGACCCUCAUCCAUCAGUGCCCUCCUGGGGGCUGCCAGAGCCCCCCAGAGCUUCUGCUGCUCCAGUGAUUUCCACAUGGAUUCUUCCAGCCAAACACUCAGCCUGGGAAGGGAUCUUGUCCUGCUCUGUGGUUUCAUUGCUGCUGAUAAAAGCAGGGUGUUCCAGGGGUUCCCCCCUCAUGGAUCUCCAAGGCUGGAAAAUCAGAUUGGUGCCCAAAGCUGUGACCUGGAUCAUGAAGAUUUGUGGUUUUUGUUUUGUUAUGACGAAUGAAGCUCUGUGGGGAAGGAAUCCAGCUUUGCCUCAGCAACAACAUUCCCUUUUCCUCUAGCAGUGGAUUGCUGAUUUAUUGCCUCUUUUGGGAGGCUUUUAAUUGUCCUUUUCUCAUCUAAAUUCCCAAUUUAAUCCUGCCCAACUUUGCUGGAGCUGUGGCACAUGGAACAGUGUCACCAAGAACUAAUUAAUGAUGAAUAAUGAUAAAUGAUACAUAAAACCCUCUGAUUAGGGUUUCUCUGUGAUAAUGAAAUGUGAUCUCCUUGCUUGUCCAGUAAAACCCAAGAUGAUUUGAAAUGAAGAAAUUGGAAUUGGGAUCCAGAUGUCUAUCCUGGCUGUAGUAAUUAUCUGAAUAUAUUUUAAUUACACCUUUAAUUGGUCUGUGCUCUCAAAUGAGUUUUACCAUGGAAUCUUUAUUCCCGUUAUCUCAAGUACCUCAAUUAUAGGGAGAGGCCAGGAAGUGAAGGUUUUAUUAAAACCUGUGAGGAGGGAUAAUGAGUUUUGUGGGAUAGGAUGAAAAAUUAAUGAUGGAGUUAA
Molecule: messenger RNA, 3202 nt
Organism: Ficedula albicollis (Collared flycatcher)
Lineage: Eukaryota; Metazoa; Chordata; Aves; Passeriformes; Muscicapidae
Gene: PWWP3A
Product: PWWP domain-containing protein MUM1
Exons: 14
Coding region: 80-2251 (723 amino acids)
Source: RefSeq, a predicted model, not a curated record